Miscanthus lutarioriparius is the source of this 1728-nucleotide messenger RNA. NCBI's taxonomy places the organism in Eukaryota, Viridiplantae, Streptophyta, Magnoliopsida, Poales, Poaceae. The record is from the annotation of a GenBank genome assembly.
AUGACCGGCACGGCGGCCUCGCUGGGCCUGCGGUCCGGGAGCUACGGCUCCCUCGCGGCCGUUGUCGUCGCCGGCGGGAGCGGCGGGAGGAAGGCCGGUACCGCCGCGUGCCGUCCGCUGCGCGGUGAGAAGGAGCGCCUGCAGCUGCUGCACCGCGCGCUGCGGCUGGUCGGCCGACGCAGGGCCGGCGUGCUCCUGCUUCUCGCCGUCGCGUCCGCCGCCGUCUUCUGCUCCCUCUUCGCCGUCGUCAAAGAUGACAGUAAUUCAAUUAGUAUUGUAAAUAAUUACGAAGUCCCAAAUGCCAUACAGAAGUCAGUGUAUCCCAGCACAACACGGCCUCUAAUGAUGUCCGGAAACCAAUACUCCACCAGUGUUGUCAACAAAAUCGAGCUUCCAAAUCGGCUUCAUCUUUCAUAUGCAAACUUCACACUUCCUUGUGAAGGUUUCUCAUUUCCUCCUCCCCUGGUUGAUAAGAAACGCACUGGACCCCGACCAUGCCCUGUUUGCUAUGUUUCUGUGGAUCAGGCAUUUGCCUUGAUGCCCCUACAAGCUUCACCGUCACCUGUCCUAAAGAACUUAAACUAUGUAUCAGAAGAUGCUAUUACUGCAAAUUUAUCAAAUCAGGGGUCUGGAUUUGGAGGGCAUCCAUCCCUGGAGCAGAGAAACGAAUCUUUCAACAUUAAUGAAUCAAUGACUGUCCACUGCGGCUUUGUCAGAGGAAAGAAGCCUGGCCAAGGUACUGGAUUCGAUAUCAAGGAUGAUGAUCUGCUAGAGAUGGAGCAAUGCCGUGAGCUAGUCGUAGCUUCUGCUAUUUUCGGAAAUUAUGAUAUGAUUCAACAUCCAAGGAACAUCAGUGAAUUUUCAAAGGCGAAUGCAUGUUUUUAUAUGUUUGUCGAUGAAGAAACAGAGGCUUAUAUCAAGAAUUCUAGUUCUCUGUACAGUAAUAAUAAAGUUGGACUGUGGAGGCUGGUUGUUGUCCGAAACCUCCCUUACGAAGACCCAAGGCGUACGGGAAAGAUUCCAAAACUUCUGCUCCAUAGGCUUUUUCCAAAUGUGAGGUUUUCAGUUUGGAUAGAUGCAAAACUUGAGCUUGGUGCGGAUCCCUAUCUCCUGCUUGAGAGGUUCCUGUGGAGGAAGAAUACCACUUUUGCAAUCUCUCGGCAUUACAAACGUUUUGAUGUGUUUGAAGAAGCAGAAGCUAACAAAGCUGCUGGAAAGUAUGACAAUGCUUCAAUUGAUUACCAAAUAGAGUUUUACAGAAAUGAGGGCCUAACACAUUAUUCUCCUGCUAAGCUUCCCGUCACAAGUGAUGUCCCUGAAGGCUGUGUGAUCAUCAGAGAACACACCCCCAUCACGAACCUCUUCACGUGCCUGUGGUUCAAUGAAGUUGACCGCUUCACCGCCAGGGACCAAAUAAGUUUCAGCACCGUCCGGGACAAAAUCAGGGCUAGAGUUGGCUGGAUGCCUGAAAUGUUCUUGGACUGUGAAAGGCGCAACUUUGUCGUUCAGGCGUACCACAGGGAGCUACUGGAGCAGAUGAUUGCGUCCGGUAGGAUGUCCCCAUCUGCGGCGGCGGCGACCGACGCACCACCAUCUCGGAAAGUCCGGGCUGGCAGCAGGAAAGCUCCUCCGUCGAAGAAGCCCUCCGUGAAGCGGAAAAAGGAGAAGAAAUCGAGCUCGCGACGGCGUCUCCCGAAACCCGUCGCCGGGGGGUUGGGUGCGAUGUGA